Messenger RNA from Racocetra persica, 139 nucleotides. The record is from the annotation of a GenBank genome assembly. NCBI's taxonomy places the organism in Eukaryota, Fungi, Glomeromycota, Glomeromycetes, Diversisporales, Gigasporaceae.
AUGAGUCACAGCAAAGACUCUAUAGUUAAAAAAGAUGCAAGGCAUCUUAAACGAAUUAUACUAACACCUGAGGAAUGGCAAUUAAUGAAAGAUUUAGUUAAAAUUUUACAACCUUUCGCUGAUGCUACAAAGAUGCUUG